AUGAGUAGCGACGGUGAGACCGCUGAAUCGGGACAAUCGGUGAGAAGUGCACGUGUCCGCCAUCGCGUUAAAAAGUGCGAGCGUGUAUCAACGGAUCGGGACCCAUCUGCGGAGUUAUGCCGCGUUGGCGUCCGAGUGCCGCCAUUUUGGGUCGAAAAACCAAAGAUUUGGUUCGCUCAAAUUGAAGCACAAUUUAAUUUAGCGCGCAUAACGGACGAUAACACCAAAUUUUACUAUGUCCUGGCGUAUUUGGACGGACAAUAUUCCGCCACAGUGGAGGAUAUUAUAGAAAAUCCACCUGCUUCCGGAAAGUUCGAAAAAUUAAAGUCCGAGCUGAUAAAACGACUUUCGAUAUCGAGGCAGAAAAAAGUCAAGCAGCUUUUACAGUCGGAGGAGCUUGGUGACCGUAAGCCUUCCCAAUUUCUACGACAUCUGCAGCAGCUGGCCGGACCGAAUAUGCCCGAUGACUUUAUCACUGACGUGUGGACCAGCCGCUUACCAAGCAACCUGCAAACAAUAAUCGCUUCGCAGGCCAACAUGACGUUGCAGGAUCUGGCUGAUUUGGCAGAUAGGGUGCAUGACAUUGCACCAUCAUCACCGCAGCUGGCGGUGGCUUCAGUAUCCAGAUUGGAGUCGGCGAUGGACAUGAUGGCUCGACAAAUAACCGAGUUAACGAAACAGGUCAGUGAGCUCACCACCAGACACCAUCGCCCGCGUUCCAGAAGCCGACAGAUGCCACAUCAGAGGACUCGAUCGACUUCUAGAAGAUCAAUUUCAAACUACAAGAAGUUUCCUGUAUGCUGGUACCAUUACAAAUUCGGUAACCUCGCGAAAAAGUGCAUACCCCCCUGUGACUACAAUUCGGGAAAAGUAAGCGGCAGUCGGUAA
This is a messenger RNA of Vanessa atalanta (red admiral), 888 nucleotides long. RefSeq lists its product as uncharacterized. The transcript has a single exon. The coding region runs from base 1 to 888 and encodes 295 amino acids. NCBI's taxonomy places the organism in Eukaryota, Metazoa, Arthropoda, Insecta, Lepidoptera, Nymphalidae. The record is from RefSeq and is a predicted model, not a curated record.